Molecule: messenger RNA, 5906 nt
Organism: Tachysurus fulvidraco (yellow catfish)
Lineage: Eukaryota; Metazoa; Chordata; Actinopteri; Siluriformes; Bagridae
Gene: dennd1b
Product: DENN/MADD domain containing 1B
Exons: 23
Coding region: 367-2691 (774 amino acids)
Biological process (GO): endocytic recycling; endocytosis
Cellular component (GO): intracellular membrane-bounded organelle; cytosol; nuclear speck
Molecular function (GO): phosphatidylinositol phosphate binding; guanyl-nucleotide exchange factor activity
Source: RefSeq, a predicted model, not a curated record
GCCUACCUGUCUGUCUGUCUGUCUGUCUGACUGACUGCCUGUCUGUCUGUCUGAUAUUAUAUGUAGAUUGAUUUCUUUUCUUCCUGAACAGGAGUGUGUUUAUCAUGAGUUAUUAUCACCCAGUGUAGAGUGACUGAAGGUUUGCAGAACUACAAGCCCUGGGUGUCUUACACACGGCGUGACGUCACACAGCGUCAGCUGAGCUUCCUGGUGCUCAGCAGAGGAGAAGUGAAACACUGCGAGCUGAACUUCUUAACCAAACAGAGAGGAGGCAAAAACAUGGUGUAAAAUGUGUCUCAGGUAAGCAGCAAUAAAGGCGCCCUGUUGUUCGGACGGUGAUUAAAGCGCGUCGCCAUGCUGUAAGCCAUGGACAGCAGAAUCCGUGAGAAUCCAGAAAGGACGUUUGACUUGGUGUUGCAAAUCGCAUGUCCAUCGUCUGAGAAUGAAGAUCCGACAGUGCUGUGGAAGUUCCCCCAGGACUUUGGAGACCAGGAGGUCCUGCAGACGGUUCCCAGGUUCUGUUUUCCAUUUGACGUAGAAAGAGUGUCCCAGAAUCAAGUUGGCCAGAACUUCACAUUUGUGCUGACUGAUAUCGAGAGCAAGCAGAGGUUCGGGUUCUGCCGUCUCACCUCAGGCUGUAAGGUGUGCAUCUGUCUGCUCAGCUAUCUUCCCUGGUUUGAGAAUUACUACAAGCUGCUAAACACCCUGGCAGACUACUUAUCCAAACACCAGGAAAACGAUCUGAAUGAUUUGUUGGAGAAGCUGUACAGGCUGAAAGUGCCAAAGCCCGACACAGCCGUAACUCUGAGCGUGCACUUGCACUUUGUUGCCCCAGAUAUUACCGGACUUCCUACCAUCCCUGAAAACAGGAAUCUAACGGAGUACUUUGUGGCAGUGGAUGUGAAUAACAUGCUCCACCUGUAUGCCAGCAUGCUGCAUGAGCGGCGCAUCAUCAUUACCUCCAGUAAACUUAGCACUUUAACUGCAUGUGUGCAUGGCUCAGCUUCCAUGCUCUACCCCAUGCACUGGCAACACAUCUACAUCCCUGUUCUUCCCUCACACCUGCUGGACUACUGCUGUGCACCCAUGCCGUAUCUGAUUGGAGUUCAUCUGAGCCUGUUAGAGAGAGUGAAGAGCAGGUCUCUGGAGGACGUCAUUAUUCUAAACGUGGAUACGAACACGCUCGAGAGUCCUAAUGAUGACCUGCACAACCUGCCCAGUGAUGUGGUCUCGAGUCUGAAGAGUAAGCUGAAGAAGCAGUCGACUGCCACGGGCAGCGGAGUGGCUCGGGCCUUCCUGCGCUCUCAGGCUGCACUGUUCGGCUCUUACCGAGAUGCUCUGAGAUACAAACCCGGAGAGCCGAUCACCUUCAGCGAAGAGAGCUUCGUGGCACACCGCUCCAGUGCCAUGAAGAGUUUUCUAGAAAUGGCCGUGAACCUCCAGCUCUUCAAACAGUUCAUUGAUGGCAGACUGGCCAAAUUAAAUGAAGGAAGGGGUUUCACAGAUGUCUUUGAAGAAGAGAUCACAGAGGGGGGCUUUUGCGGAAGUAAUUCUAGAUCUUAUCAACAGUGGAUGCAUACUGUGAAGAGAGGUGUGAAUAAAGCAAGUCCAGCUGUGAAAUCUGCUUAUAAGAUUGCAAAAGUUCAUGCAAAAAAAGGAUUACGAGGAGUGAAGGACAAGAUGAAACUUAAGGACACGGAGGAGGAGGGGGGUCUGUACUGUACAGGUUCUCCCACCAGCACCAAAAGUCUCUCACCGAGAAGGCUCCAGAAGAGAAGGGUGAGUGAAACUGGCAUUAAUGGAGCUUGGCUGUGGGACAUGGACUUGCAUUUGCAACUGAUUUCUCAGUACCAGCAUCAAAACUACCAUACGUAUAUCAGCUUUCCGGACUAUCCUAUUGACAUGGAAGAUGAACUGGACACAGCCAGCAAAAUCUCCUCUGAGGACAGUGAGGAAGUGCCAUUCUACAUGGUGGACAGUGACGACUCGUGCGAAUUCGAGCACGAUGCAGGUCAGACAGGCGAAAUGAAUUUGCUGGAAGAAAUCCUAGAUUCACUCAGCACCACCACGUUAGAUCAUGGUUCAAAGCUCUCCUCAGCCAAGAGCCUUGACUUUUUCCGGUCUAUGGAUGAGCUCGACUGCUGUACCACGUCUCUAUCUAAGACUAGUCCAGUUCAAACUGGUGAAGUGGGCAUGGCCACCAGUGGAGAUCAGAGUGGAUGGAACAUGGGGCAGGAUGACAGCGCCAUCAAUGGCAAGCACCUCCCUCCUUCUCCUCGUCGCCAGUGCAGCACCCGCUCGCUGCCAGAUUCUACCAAACCCAGCGAGACCAUUUCAGACAUGAGGAAUUCUCUCAUGAUGCCUCCCACUCAGCCUCUGGCAUGCAAAUUGGUUACGAAUGCCAGCCCUUCUGUCUAUCUAGAGCUUCCCUCGGACCUGAAGCUGAGCCCAGAGAGUCAGGUGACGGAGGGCUCCAGUGGCCUGAGGAGGAAAGUCCUAUCCAAAGAGACUCUGAGGCACUACCAAGAGCGUUCACAGCAAGGGGGAAGCAACAGGCAGCCUUCACUGCUUAUUCCUUGGGAAAUAGAAAACAAAGGCAAUAGAGAAGAAGGGGAGGCCAAGGUUCAGGAACAAGGCUUGCUGGAGGAAAUUGAGUGUCGUCUCAGUGCGGCUUUGAACUCUAACUUGUAACCCAUGCCAGACCACAACAGUACAGUACAGCGUAGGCCUGAGAAUUUCAGCCUCCUCCUUCUUCUUCCUUUCUUUCCUGUACACCAUAAUCAUUCUGUAUCAGAGCCACUUUUGUAUCGUUUGCUAAAUUUGACUUGUGUUUAACAAUUGUUUUAUAAAUGGGUAUUGGAAUGUUUGUUUGGCAAAAUGAUUAGUUAUCAUAGGUGAUUGUACGGGGAAGCACAGCAGCAGCACAGCGGGUUGCAUUUCUGUCUCACAGCUUCAGGAUCCCUGGUUUAAUCCUGAGCUCUGGUUACUGUGUGGAGUUUUGUUCCUUUUCUUCCUGUCUUCCUGUAUGGGUUUCUUUUGGGUUCUCCAGUUUCAUCCAACCUCCAAAAAAAGAUAAUUCAGAAAAUUCAAUCUUAGGUUUAAAUAAAUUGCUCAGUGUUCACACGGUGCCCAGUGGUGGACUGGCCGCCCGUCCUGGGUACAGUAUAUAAGUUGUAUAAGUGCUUACUCUACGUGAGCGAGGCGAUUCCAAGCCAGUAAUUUGCACUUCCAAACAGGUACAUUAAGUUAAUCACUGUAAAUCAAAAUUUUUAGAGAAUGAGCUUAUGUCCACAUAAUAUAUUUUUACAAAAGUCUAUUUUUGAACAAGACAGUACGCCUUAAAGGUAUUUCUGAUUUGCUUCUGGUACUAUGCAGUGUUCAUUAACUGUGAAUCUCUGUGCUCUAUGGACUCAUGCUGCCUUCGAUGUCUGUAGCUUUAGGUCAUUCUUACUCCUCAGUUAUGUUGUUUUUUUGUUGUUGUUGUUGUGGUGUACAUGUAUAAUUCAGAAGUAACAGCACAUUUUGUUACAACGUACGUGUGGUUCGUUUCCCAAGACUAUUCUCAGGUCGGUGUUUUCUGCAAAUACAUCGUGACCUUUGCUGCACAGCAUCUAAUGCACAAGAAAGCCUUGUAUUUUUCUUUUAGUACACUUGCCUCUAAAGCACAUGUCAGCUGAGCUGGAGGUGAACACAGGUAUGUAUAGUGAAAACAUGAUCCUGGUUUCCUCAUCACUGUAUAGCCAGGACGUUUUUUUUUUUCUUUCUGUAUGGUCAAGUCAUCAAACCCUGUAUUUGUGUGAUAGUUCACCGCCAGAGUUUGUUAGAUACUGUUAUUCUGAAUUGUUUCAAUUUUUACAUUAAAACUAAAUAUUCUACUAUAUUAUGACCCAUCAUGUAAAAGUGGUAUUACUUAAUGGUGGUAUUUUUUUGUGUAUGUCGAUGAAAGUUAAUCACCCGUAAAAUAACCAAGCAUGUUCCUGACACAGCUGGUUUGCAUGCAGUGAUCCCCACAAACACUCCUGAAAAACCGGUGUACAUUAUUUUGACUCAGUGCUGUGCCAAUAAAAAUAUUACAGAACAUAAUGUUAAUGAUAAAAAAGUGAUUUUAUUAUAAAAAAAUAUGGAAAAUAUUCAGCUGAACGAUUUGAUUGAGGAUUAUUUAUUAUUAUAUAUUAUUAUUAUUAUUUUUCAAAAUGGCAGGAUUUUUACGAACACCAGUAUACAUCCGUACAAAACAAUUUAUGAGUGCGAUUUAUUUAGUGCAAAACUACAGAGCCAAAUAUCUGAAUGUUAAAUUUUAAAUAACAUUGUUGUUGUUGUUGUAACAUUGUGCACAUCAUUGGUACUGAAAAUUCAAAGUAGUAGUUAAUUAUGCAUAAAGAUGUCUGAAAUGUUGGAAAGUCAAGAGUUCGAACCCAUCACCAAGCCACUACUGCUAUACAAAAUAAAAGGUGGUGUUUGCUCUAAAUAAAGGUGUCUGUCAGUAAAAGUCUAGCAGCACUAUAUUAGGUGUUACAUUUAUUCUGUUCAUUUUUUUUUUUUCUAAUUGUGUUAUUUUCUAAUUGUUGAAAGUAAAAAUUGUUGUUACGGAAUAAGGAAAGACUUUUUUCUAGUGAGAGGUUUCAGUAUUAUUUGAGUGGGAAAAGUAGUUUGGUUAAUUAACUUCAAGCAGUAUGGAUGUGCCUUAUUAACUGAAUGUAACUCACGGUGUUCCUUAAUCAAUCCCUCCAUUCAUAUAUACUGUAUUUUAUUAAGAAUGACAUCAUGGCAUUACACUUGUUCCCUUCUAUCCUGAUGUCUCUCCCAGAAUGACUCCGCCCACAUACACAAGGACUCUCACUGAGUGCGUUGAUGAGUAUGAAAUGAUAAAUCAUCAUAUGCUAUGUUGUGAAAUUGAGCACUUAUCAUAACCACCGUCAUCAAAAAUAGCAGCUGAGGACAAAGCUUUAAGACGAGAGGCAUUCCUCUGUCCAGAAACGUGUCGAAUCUAAUGCACAGAUGACUUGAAGCUGUUAUGGGAGCUUAAAGAGUUUCUUGGUUUUUCAUUUCAUUAUCAUCUCAUUUUUUAAUUCAACUGUCAGUAUCUGAAAAAAAAAUAAAGCUCAUUUUGUCAUUUGUAUUAAUAUUUGCACUUGAUCAGUUAAAUAACUAAGAGUUUUCAAUUAUGCAUAUCUGCAUAUCACUACAACCCAGUCUCACGGCUGUGAGACUGGGUUGAUCACUAACACGGUGUUGGGUCCUUAUUCUUCUGGUUUUAACACCACAGAAGUUUUUAUGGAACAUAAUAAUCAAAUGGCAAAUAUGUAAAUGAUUCCUGGUAAUUAUUUAACAACACUAGACACCAUGUGGGUGGCAAAAACCUUUCAAAAGGAAAUAUCAUCUUUGAUAAAACUGGUGAUGUCAUCUUAAUAAAAUUGAGAGACACUGUUUUUUAGAUUGUCAUCAUACAUGCAUCUUACUUUUUUUUUUUUUUUAAAUGCUAGAUCUAUUUCUAAAAAAAAAUCUGUUUCAGGAAUGUGCUUUAUUAAAAGAAAAACGAUUUUAUUUCUCGGUCAUAUUAUUCGAGUAUCUUUGUUCUGAGUAUGAAAGCUUUUACUAAUUGGAAACACUUAUAAUGUAUAAUUGCUUGCCAAAGGAUAGCAUUAAGCCCUCUACAGACAGUAUACAUGGGGUCCUGGGUUCAUUUUCUAUAUUACUGGAGCUUUUUUUUUUUUUUUUUAACAGUGAUUUUUACUGGAUGUGUUGUCAUUUUUUCUCUUAAAGGAAAGUGACGGGUUGAAUUGAUUACAUAAUUAAUUCAGUUCAGUGGACAUCUGAUAAUUUGUGUAGAUUCACGUGUCCAUGAUUUUUUUAUGCAGUGUCUUCAAGCUGUUAAAAAAAAAAGUCAUUAAAAAAAGUGCCACAGA